GUCAGCACCACCCUCCACUCAAAAGGCACCAGUCAAUUUGGACCCGCUGAAGCUAAGGCUUGUAAAGCCUUGCAUCAUCCUAGAAAGAAACAAAAAUUCUGCAUAAACCAUCCAUCCAUCUCUAAGGUCAUAUGAUGUUUCAGGCUUUUGCAUCAGUUUUCUGAGACCCCCAAAGAGUGUUUCUCUGCUUCUUGCAUAUAAUUAUGCCAUGGAGGCCCUCAAUGCAGCAAGCUUGACCCCCUUAUCUGUUCUUGGUGACAGAAAAAAAGAACCCAGAAAAUUUCCAUCACUGCCCACCAUUUCCCUACCCAAAUUCUCAAAUCCCACAAGUCUUAGCACCCCACAAGCUUCACAGGAGUGGUCAUCUAGGAGCUUUCAUGGUGGCCUGUUGCUUUUAUCUUCUGUUUUCAAUACUGGGUUUGCCAAAGCUUUGACAUAUGAAGAAGCAUUGGGGCAAUUUGUGAGUACCAGUACAGGUGGAGACUUGGAAGCAAGUCGGAUUCUUGAUAAUGUUACUGCUUUUGUGACUGAGAACCCUGCAGUUAUAGCUGGUGGUUUUGCCAUUUUGGCUGUUCCCUUGGUUUUGUCUCAGGUUCUGAAGCCUCCCAAGCCAUGGGGUGUUGAUACUGCAAGAAAUGCUUAUGCAAAAUUGGGUGAUGAUGCCAAUGCUCAGUUGCUUGAUAUCAGAGCACCAGCUGAGUUUAGGCAAGUUGGUACGCCGGAUGUCCGGGGUCUGGGGAAGAAGGCGGUGCCAAUUGUUUACAAAGGUGAAGAUAAGCCAGGUUUCUUGAAGAAGCUUUCUUUGAAGUUCAAGGAACCAGAAAAUACCACAUUGUUCGUCCUAGAUAAAUUUGAUGGGAACUCCGAACUGGUUGCAGAGUUAGUCACUGUAAAUGGGUUCAAAGCUGCGUAUGCCAUAAAAGAUGGCGCAGAAGGACCCCGGGGAUGGGUGAAUAGCGGUCUUCCUUGGACACUACCAACAAAAGGACUGUCUCUUGAUUUUGGCAAUUUAGCGGAUGCUAUUGGUGAUGCAGUUGGAGAAGGAUCAGGUGCCUUGUCUGUUUCCCUUGGGAUUGCUGCAGCCACUGGAUUGGGUUUAUUGGCUUAUGCUGAGUUAGAAACAAUCCUCCAAGUCUUAGGCUCAGCUGCACUAGUUCAGUUUGCGAGCAAGAAACUCCUUUUUGCUGAGGAUCGAAAAGCAACUCUACAAGAAGUUGAUAAGUUCUUAACCACCAAGGUUGCCCCUAAGGACCUUGUUGAUGACAUAAAGCAAAUCGGUACAGCUCUUCUGCCAGUGUCUGUGACUAGCAAAGCUCUUCCUGCACCUGCAGAAGCAACCCCAGAGCCUACUGCUGCUAAUGAUACUGUACAGAAAGCAGAAGCUGCUCCUGAAAUAAAUUCAGUGCCCAAACCAGAAGUUAAAGCAGAAUCACUACCUGGGAUUUCGAAACCACUUUCUCCAUUCCCUUAUUAUCCCGAUUUCAAGCCUCCAGCGUCUCCCCGCCCAUCCCAGCCCUAAAGACAUAUCUCAAAGCAGCAAGCUGUUUAUCUAGGAAUCUUCAGAGCUACACUAUUAGUUGUGCAACUUAUGCUCCUGUUGCUGUGUUACAUGAAGUUUUGGAGGCUACAUUUCUCUGAAGAUAUAUAACACUCAUGAGUUGGAUAAAAUAGUUUUCCAGAAGUAGCCCUCUUCUUGCGUUUUUCUCACUGCUUAAAUACACUAUUUGUAAAAUCAGGUGGAUAUUUGUAGUUUUCCAUAAGUAGCCCUCUUCAUGUAUUAGCUCUGUUUGGAUUCUCCAUAAAUAGUAUCUCUGAAGGGUUUUUGGAACAGGCA
Messenger RNA from Prunus avium (sweet cherry), 1834 nucleotides. RefSeq names its product thylakoid rhodanese-like protein (gene TROL). NCBI's taxonomy places the organism in Eukaryota, Viridiplantae, Streptophyta, Magnoliopsida, Rosales, Rosaceae. The record is from RefSeq and is a predicted model, not a curated record.